Molecule: messenger RNA, 1529 nt
Organism: Engraulis encrasicolus (European anchovy)
Lineage: Eukaryota; Metazoa; Chordata; Actinopteri; Clupeiformes; Engraulidae
Product: zona pellucida sperm-binding protein 4-like
Exons: 9
Coding region: 43-1497 (484 amino acids)
Biological process (GO): binding of sperm to zona pellucida; prevention of polyspermy
Cellular component (GO): egg coat
Molecular function (GO): structural constituent of egg coat; acrosin binding
Source: RefSeq, a predicted model, not a curated record
AUGACUGGUGGUGUGUAGUGUAGUGUAGUGUCGUGGUAAGUCAUGGCUGGCUGUGGCAUGAGGAGCGGGAGCAUCAGCUGCAGCGUCCUGGGAGCGAUCAUCCUGCUGGUCACAUGCUUGGCGUCUUCGGCAUGGGCAAUGCGUGUCUCGCAGACUCCUAAACGCCAGCCUGGAUUCCAGAGAACAAGUACAACCAACACUGAGGCUCCACCACCACCACCCCACAAGGGAGCCUACACCAUCACCAAGCCCCGGAACCAGCUGCUGAUGCUGGAGGAGGAUGACGCAGCGUUAACGCAGACUCAGGGGCAAUCGCAGGCUCAAACGCAGGCGCAGGCUCAGGCUCAAACGCAGGCUCAGACGCAGGCGCAGGCUCAGGCACAGGAGGCGCGGGGAGUGACUACAGAGGUUGCCGCUGGUGAGCACUCCUUGAACUGCACUCUGGACCCGUCUGUCAGUAUAGCGUGUGGGGCGCCGGACAUCACCGCUGCGGAGUGUAACACCAUCGGCUGCUGCUUCCUAGAAGGACAGUGCUACUACGGGAAAAAAGUGACUGUGCAGUGCACUAGAGACGGGCAGAUCGUGCUGGUGGUGGAUAAGGGGGUGACUGAGCCGCGCCUCAGCAUAGACCAAGUCAGCCUGAUGGAGGCAGUCGAAGACGGCUGCCUCCCCAUCGACCAGGGCGAGAGCAUCAUCUACCAGUUCCCUGUCACUGCCUGUGGAACAGUCCUGAAUGAGGAGGAGGGCUCUCUGCAUUACUCUAACGUCAUGUUUGCCUACUAUGAGGUGGGACUUGGGCCGCGCGGCAACGUCACCCGAGACAGUAUGUAUGAGCUGCUGUUUGAGUGCCGCUUCAGUGAGACUGCUGUAGCAUCAGUGCAGUCCGAGAUGAUGGCCCUGCCUCCCCCAGCCCCCCUGGUGGUAAACGGACCGAUGAGGAUGGACAUGCACCUUGGCAGCGGACAAUGCCCUCACCAGGACUGCAAUGCAGAUGAGGCAGCGUUCACGUCGUUCUACACUGCAGAGGACUACCCGGUGACCAAGAUGAUCCGGGACCCAGUGCAUGUGGAGGUGCGAGUGCUGGACAGGACCGACCCAAACCUGGUGCUGCAGCUGGGGAACUGCUGGGCCACGGCCGGCCCAGACUCCGAAAGCAUGCCGCAGUGGGACCUCCUAGUCGAUGGGUGUCCAUAUGAGGAUGACUGGUACAUGACCCAGUUGCUGCCGCUGUUUGACUCCGCUGGCCUGCAGUUCCCCUCCCAUCACAAGCGCUUUGUCAUGAAGAUGUUCACCUUCAUCGAUGAGGACCGGCUUCCCCUCAAGCAGACGAUCUACAUCCACUGUAGUGCUGCCGUGUGCUACCCGACUGCCUCUGAGCCAUGCGAGCAGAGCUGCAAAAGGCAAAGGAGAGCUGCCCCUUUGUUGCACAAGGAGGUCGAUGGACCCACAGUCUCCAGUGGAGAGGUGCGCAUCAUUAGUGGCAAGGCACUGCACUGAAUGUCUGCUUUUAAAAUAAAUAAUGAAACAUU